This is a messenger RNA of Aspergillus aculeatinus CBS 121060, 1101 nucleotides long. Its product is annotated as MFS general substrate transporter. The coding region runs from base 1 to 978 and encodes 325 amino acids. Gene Ontology annotation, molecular function: transmembrane transporter activity. The record is from RefSeq and is a predicted model, not a curated record. NCBI's taxonomy places the organism in Eukaryota, Fungi, Ascomycota, Eurotiomycetes, Eurotiales, Aspergillaceae. Gene Ontology annotation, biological process: transmembrane transport. Gene Ontology annotation, cellular component: fungal-type vacuole membrane. The transcript has a single exon.
AUGCUGGACGCAUCCACCCAAACAACCCCCACCCUCAGCUCAACGCCCACCAGCCCCUCCACCGAAAAACCCACUCCACCCCUCCCCCCACCCCCACCCCCUCGUAUCCCCCCCGCACCCGACGGCGGCCUCCGCCUCUGGCUCCAGGUCCUGGGCGGGUUCGCCCUCUUCCUCAACACAUGGGGCCUCCUGAACACGUUCGGGGUCUUCCAAACGCACUACGCUUCCACUCGGACCGCGAGCGCGAGCGCGAUCUCGUGGAUCGGGUCCACGCAAGCGACGCUCCUCCUAGUGAUCGGGGCGAUCACGGGCCCGAUCUACGACCGCGGGCACCUCGUGGCGCUGUUAGCGUGCGGCACGACCUGCAUAUUCCUAGGCCACGUCUUCCUCAGCCUCAGCACGCAGUACUACCAAAUCCUCCUGUCGCAGGGCCUGCUGAUCGGCCUCGGCGCGGGCUGCCUCGUCGUGCCGUGCGUCUCGGUGCUACCGCACUACUUCAGCCGCCGGCUGGGGCUCGCGACGGGGCUGGCCGUGUCGGGCUCCUCGGUCGGCGGAAUCAUCUACCCUGUGAUGCUGUACCGGCUCCUCCCUCAAGUAGGCUUUGCCUGGGCCGUGCGCAUCAUCGGCUUCGUGGCGCUGGCCACCCUCGCGCUCCCGCUCGCCGUCAUGCGGCAGCGCGCAUCGCCCGCAUCGCCCCCGCGCGUGCGCGCCCUGGUCGACCGCGCCGCCUGCACCGACCUCCACUACUGCCUCUUCGUGGGGGCGUCGCUGCUGGCGUUCAUGGGGCUGUUCGUCCUGCUGUUCUACAUCUCCUACGCCGCGGCGGAGCGGCGCCUCGCCACCGAGCACAUGGCGUUCUACAUCGUGCCUAUCCUCAACGCGGCCUCGUGUCUCGGGCGCACCCUCCCCAACGCCCUGGCUGAUCGGCUGGGGCCGUUCAAUCUGAUCGCCCCUUGCUGUUUGCCAUGGUGGGCGUGAUGACGCUGGGCGGGUUGGUGGGCGUCGCGCUCGUGGCGGGGUUCUUUAGCGGGGCGUUGAUCGGGUUGCCGCCGUUGUGUUUUGUGGGGUUGACGGCGGAUCGAUCUAUGAUUGGGACGCGGA